Molecule: messenger RNA, 5631 nt
Organism: Cydia fagiglandana
Lineage: Eukaryota; Metazoa; Arthropoda; Insecta; Lepidoptera; Tortricidae
Product: serine/arginine repetitive matrix protein 2
Exons: 11
Coding region: 91-4275 (1394 amino acids)
Biological process (GO): cell-cell junction organization
Cellular component (GO): plasma membrane; apical junction complex
Source: RefSeq, a predicted model, not a curated record
UAGUUCGCCGCCGCUCGCCUUAGCGUGCGCACGUGUUGUGUCCUCAUGGAACGAGGUAGUCGCAUGUUUGUGCUAACCCAGUGAAGUGUUAUGGAGGAGGUGCGAGUGGCCGACUGGCCCGAGGCGCCCGGCGCGCAUGCAUGGCUCCCGGCUUACGGUUUCCAGCAUGAGAUUGACAAAGACGACUAUUUCGGCUCCAAUGGCGACAAUGGCAGCCACCACGCACUGUACCUCGAAACAAUAGUAGAAGAGACGAGCGAUGACCUCCGUUCCGAGCGGUCAUCUGCAGCUACAUGGCUUUCCGAUUCGGACGCGGAUUCGGUCAUACACGUGCGGGGAAAUGCUGGGUCAGAGUGCGACAGCGAAUCGGAGCGCGAGUGGGCCUGUCCGGCGAAGCGGCGGCGGCGCGAGCGGGCCUCCUCACCCACCAGCACCGGCUCGCUGUCACGCUCGUCCAGCCUCGCCCAGUUCGAGUCCCUCGAACGCUCCUGCGCGGCGCCGGCGUCGCCCAGCUUGUCCCCGGAUUCCCUAGAGUCUCCCGUCGCUUCACCGCCACCUGCCCACCUACCACCCGCGCCGCGACCGCACCUCUCUGCCGAGAACUUGAGUGAGGAUAGCGGGUACAGCGAGCGCGCUCGGCGCCCGCCCCCGCUGCGUCGGCAGCCCGAAAUAGCGCCGGGUGCUGCCGGCUCCGCGCCCAACCUCGCCUCGCCCAGUGCAGAGCGGCGCCCAGCCCGCGCCGCGCGCGCCCUCUCCCUCCCCGCUGAGCUCGACGUGUGCGCCGAGCCGCGCCGGCACGCCACCGCGCACCGCGCGCGUUUCCGACAAACCUUCGAGGUCACCGAGAGCCUCACCGUCAGCGUGGCAGACCUCACCGCGCUAGACUACCGCGGCGGCCCGCGCCGUCCGCGUCUGCCUCCGCCGCCGCCACCGCCGCGCGUACAUCCUCCACCACCUCCCCCUGUCUACAUAGCCCGACAGCCGUCUCCUCCCGUGCGAGAACCCAGCGCUGCCAGCGAUGAUACCACGGAAUCCGAGAUCGCGUUCGCGCGCGAAAUGGAAGCCACCGCACGGAGACUCGACGAAGCCGCGAAACGCGCGCUCGAAGAUACGGGCAACUACGACCGGGAACUAUCCGUGCUGACUGCGAAGAGGUUGCGGGACUCGUGGGGUGCGUGGGACGACGUGUUGGACGAGUUGCGGCGGCGGAUGGAGCCCUCACCGACGCGGACGCCGUCGCCGCGCGCGCCAGCGUUCUCAUCGACGCCGCUGCGCUCCGGCGACGCACGGGUGCGCUCGACGCCCGAGCUGCGCGCGCGCGAAGCACCGAGAGAGACGCCCGAAGAAUUACGCGCGUCGCUGCAGCUAGUGGCGCCGGCGCCGGCUGCGCCGCCCGCGCGUUCCAUUUCCGCCGGUUCCAAAGGCGUAACGUUUUCGCCAGUGGUCGCCGAAGUCAGCUGGCGCGAGGCGAGCGCCUCAUCCACAAGCGAAAGCGUUUCAUCCACGAGCGCGAGCGACGACGCGGCGGACGCGGAGGUGACAGUGGUGGGGGACGAGGCGCCGCGUGCGCCGCUCUCAGACCGCUGCGCUGCGAUGACGGACGCGGGCGCGCGCGCUCCGCGCAGUCGCAUAGCGGGCUUCUUGUCCCGCUUCGCGAACUUCCGUUUCUCGGGACGCAAGGAGAAGAAGGCUCGCGCAGGCGCGAACGGGCGGGGUGCUCCGAGCCCGGCAGACGCGGGGCAGGGACCGCGCGCGGCGGCCGGGCCGCAAUAUGUCCGUAUCCCGUUGAAGGAGGAGGUGUCUCGCGCGGCGGGACCCCCGGCGGGCGGCGUGGCGCACAAGCCUCCUAGGGCGCGCCCGCCGCCCGCUCCAGGAGUGCUGGAGACGGACGUGGACACGCAGCGCACGGUGCUGCACGCGCGCUCGCUGCUGGCGCUCGCCCCGCCCGACCAGCGCGCGCCGCGCCCACACAAGUCCAUGGAGUUCCUCCUCGACAAGGAGAGUGCACAGACCAUACAGCCCCCAGAGAACGAAUUGCAGAAGAAUUCGGACCGCGUUCUGUCGGAGCACGAACUGCGGGUUCAGAGGUCGUUGCAGAAACUCAAUGUGCCAGAAUGGUACAAGAACGCUCCGGCGCCCCGCGAGGGAUUUCUGCUGCGCAAGCGGCUGUCUGACGCGUCCAGCGCGCGCUGGAGCGGCCUCAGCUCGAAGACCACUUCGUUGGGCAGUCUUGGGGCCUCCGCCCCUCCGCCCCCGCAGCUGUCCCCGCACACCACCAGCUUCGGAAGGUGGUCGACUAGCAGACUCAACUCUAACCAAACGUCUCCGUGUUCGUCAACCCGCAGCAGCAUCCGCGGCACCAGCCCGCUGUGCUCGCCGUCUACCCGCUCGUCGUUCAGCGCGCGGCAACCAUACCUCGGCUGGAGGAGCCAGGAGCGACUGAACACCCCACGUACCCCACACGAGAGGCUAGCCUCGUCGCUCCUCCAGCAAGCUGCGGCCACCAAGGCCUCAGAAGAGAUCCAGUCGUCCAUCAAGGAGGUCACGUCGGCCAUUGUCCACUACGUGUCUGGCCUGGAGCCGGCCAACGGCGACGCGGACAAGUCCCCGCGAUCCAGCCAGAAGCUCUUCUGGCUUGAGAGCUCCUUUGUUGGUACGAAGCCUUUGGACUCCCCUCAGACACCGCUGGUAGUGUCCGAGGCACUGCCCCCGCCGCACCCCCGCCCGCCGUCGUCCCUCCGCCUCGACCACCGCGCCGCGCCUGACUGGCAGGACUCGCAAAGGUCGCUCGUGACCAUCGGGCGGCCAUCGCCUGGGUCGACCACGCUGGAGGACGUGCUGGACAGCCUGCUGGGCUUGCCGUCGCAGCCGGCGAGGAUACCCACCCCGCAGCCGAGUCCCAGGAAGGCUCAUAGCCCGUAUUACUUGAUGGGUGGAAAGAGCCCCCGCUACGAGCAGCUAGCGAGCAGCGGACACAGCAGCGCCUCCCCCGCCUCUCGCUUCGUCAGCACGCCCAGCGAGGCCCCCAGCUCCUUUACCGACCCCAGCCCCGACCCCGACCGACCAGGCAAGAAUUCAGUUGAUACCCCCGCAGCGAUGCAUGUGCGUUCGCGUUCGGCGAUGGGCGAGCUUCGCCGCAGGAGUGAGCCCUUCGCGUGCCCUAGCGCGUCGCUCGACCGCCGCACCAGCCUCGACGCUCUCCGGCCCGCAGCUAUGGAACUGCAGUCCACGCACCACGAGUCCCGCGCCUCGCUCGCCUCUAUACUCACAGAGAACAGCGCCGAAGAACCCGUCGUCAAGUGCAAAUACCCCAAAUGCGGCUCAAAGGCACCUUUAGCAGACGCGAAACGACACUACAAGACUUGUCACAACUGCUCUACCAUGUACUGCUCUAAGGAGUGCCGGAGAGCGCAUUGGGAGAAGCAUAGAAAACUGUGUUUACACUCGCGAGCGAGCGCGCUUUGCAGGCAGAUCAUAUCAGCGGCGAAGGAGGACGAGGACUCCCGCAACCAAAUAAGCAAUGCCGGUCAUAAAGGAUACCUAGCCCAGGGACGCGGCGUCGUCAAGGUAUUCUUCACGAGCACCGACGCCGCCGAGAAAUUCGUCACCCACGGCUACCAGUACUUGACCGAACCGGAAUUCGUGAAAUGGUCGUCGCUGCAGCCGAACGAGAUGGGCGUCGAACUAUACACAGAAGUGGGGAGGUUAUGCAAAGCGUACAACCCUGAAACCAGGGUGAUAUUAUACGUCGCCGUUUGCAUUAUUAGCGAGGUACCGACUAAAGGCGCCGUUAAAUGGGAACGGCAGAUGGUGUCGCGCUGCGCGAAGCUUCGACUUAGCAAGUCCGUCACCGCCUCUAUCCAAGAACAGAAUCGCCGGCGCUACAGGAGGGACAGCAAGACCGCGCCGGAGGACAGAGAGACUCUCAUCCUGACAUCGAAAUUAGAAGUCGCCGGGGAGAAGAACGCGGCUACCGCUCACAAAUUCCGAGAGAUUUGUUUCAAUAAUAUUCUUCUAGAACUAGAAAAACGUGGAGUGACUUUGAAGAAGCACUUCCCCGAAGUGUAUUCGAGGUUAGCGGCGUAUGUUGACGGCACGAGCGAUAGGUUCAUACCGAUGACUUUCUACCCCAGAGACGCUACUAGUGGGAAAACGUUUAUGUGCAUAGUCAUGCCGGACACUGAUGUGGAAGCCACUACGCCGGUCGACGGGAAAGUGACAACUAUCGACGUCGGGAUCGACCGCUCAAAGCACCAGCUUUCAACACCUAUGUGAACCGAUGUCGACAACUUGUAAACAUGGAUACAUUUAGCCAAUUUUACUAUACAAAGGUUUCUAAUUAGGUCCAUAUUAGUUAAGGAUUAUCUGCCAAAAUAAUUGAAUAAACAUUCAACAUAUCCCAAUUCCUGAUUUAAACGAUUGUGCGACCUUAAUAUUCCUUAAUAUUCAUACACUGUGAUGGACUUUAUCAGUGACGAAAACGAUGACGAAAAUGCAUAAUACCACGAGCCGACGGCCCGAGAGGGCCUCACAAUCCGGGGCCGUGUUCACGGGAGGUAGGUACCUACUCAUUAUUUUAGAAAUUUCACGAAUUUGCUACAAGCCUCUGCCAGUGCAGCUAAGACACAUGCCGUGUCAAAAGCAUAAAACAAUGCAAGAUGCUUGGUACAAUUUCAGAGUAUAAAUGUGUAUGAUUUAGCUUAAGUUAGGUAAUAAGAUGUAAUGUGAAUCUAUCGGCUCGAUCGGCGGAAUCUGACAACUGCAUAUGACGCUCCACUCCAACAUAAUAUCGCUUGAUGCGUGCAAUAGGGCCACUCUUGUAGCCCGCUCCACACUUGUGAGCAGAUGUCACAGCACUCACAGCAGAGCAGAGCAUACACACACACAGCAGAGUUCGCAGAAAAAAAACGACUCCACACUCGCGUGCUUGUGCGAUUCGCACACGAGUGUGGAGUGGGCUUGUGACUCACGCAUUCUACGUGUCAACCAUUUCUUAUUAUUAUUUUUUUAAUUUAAGAAGAGUACACGUUAUUACACUUGGAUUGAGGGCGAAUUAUUAGGCCUUAAACUCGAAUUAAUUACUUAAACUCGAAAGAACUUGACGAAGUGUACUUUUCAAAUCGUAUUAGGAUUAAACAUAACAGGCGAUUCCGCAGAAGCCGCCUGUAUCGUAAUCGAUACUUGGGGUCGCUCGUGCCUUUUAAUAUCGUUGUAUAUUUAUGUAAAAUAAUAUGUUAGUAACGAUCAGUUUACCCAUUUGUCAAUAGCCAUCCGACGCUGAUAAGUUCCCAAUAGACAAUUUGUUUUACAUCGCAUGGCGACCCUGUGGGGUUAGCUGCUCAAAAAAUACUCCUUUUGCGGUAUUUUUCAUGAAGGUUAGUAAUUUUUUUAAGGCAGCUUGAGUGUCAGGUGACAAUUGUCAGGUUGGUAAAAUAGAGGCCAAAGCGAAAUUAGAGUCCAUCUACACUGUCUGCACGUCAUACGUUAUCACUGCCAAGCCGGUGCAAACUUAUAGUGCUAACAGGCGUGCGUACCGGACCGCUACCUUGAUCCGGACAGCUUAUCUUUUUCUCACUUUCACUCAUAGCUGCGUCGUGCGUGCGGCUAACCAACUUGCACACGAUCGAACAG